CACCUCUAGGAAAUCUCGGGGCUGUGCUCUAUCGCAAGUGCACGUCAGGGUGCUGCUGGAUCACCCCACAACCCCGAAGUGCUGGCGUCCGAAUGCAUUUUCUUUCCCGUUGCUACAAGAGUCGUGAACUUCAAACCCCCCAUCCGCCGAGACGGAUUAUUAAUCCUGCUUUGCAGGAAGGGAAAACCCUCAAUCCGCGGCCACCGGCCACCCCUCUCCGGAGCCUGCAAUCGCUGGGGCGCUCGAAGUCGGUAGGAAGGGGACGCUUUGGGAAUGACCACGCUCCACGGAGGGACAGAGCCGGCCCCCAGCUUCUCUGCACAGAGUCUUCUCCAGUAAAGCUCCCAAAAUCAAAAACCUUCAUUGCCAGAAGAAGCAUUUAAAAAAAAUAGUCCAGCCAGAACCCUCACAUGCAAACGGAAUAAUUACUCUGGAUUCUGCAUUGUGAGCUGCUCUCCAUAUCCCGAAUUACCUUUGAAUCCAGUCUUUUUUUUUUUUUUUCUUUGAAUUUGCAUCUCUUCAAGACACAAGAUUAAAACCCAAUUCACGUUAAAUUGGAUUUUAAAUUAUCUUCCUUUCAUUUAUCCUUCAUUUUUCUCAUGUGGAUAUGCAAGCGAGAAGAGAAGACUGGACAUUCUCAACAUGCUUACUCCCUUAAUCUGUGCGUCUAGAGGUUUGGCUUCUACAAACCAAGGGAGUCGACGAGUUGAAGAUGAAGCUCAGAGCAGAGUGCUGUUCUCCCAAGUUCUGGUUGGUGUUGGCUGUCCUGGCCGUAUCAGGCAGCAGAGCUCGCUCUCAGAAGAGUGCCCCCAGCAUUGGCAUUGCUGUCAUCCUCGUGGGCACAUCCGACGAGGUGGCCAUCAAGGAUGCCCACGAGAAAGAUGACUUCCACCAUCUCUCUGUGGUGCCCCGCGUGGAGCUGGUCGCCAUGAAUGAGACCGACCCAAAGAGCAUCAUCACCCGCAUCUGCGAUCUCAUGUCUGACCGGAAGAUCCAGGGGGUGGUGUUUGCCGAUGACACAGACCAGGAAGCCAUCGCCCAGAUUCUUGACUUCAUUUCCGCCCAGACUCUCACCCCCAUCCUGGGCAUCCACGGGGGCUCCUCUAUGAUCAUGGCAGACAAGGAUGAAUCCUCCAUGUUCUUCCAAUUUGGCCCAUCCAUUGAACAGCAAGCCUCUGUAAUGCUCAACAUCAUGGAGGAAUAUGACUGGUACAUCUUUUCUAUUGUCACCACCUACUUCCCCGGCUACCAGGACUUUGUCAACAAGAUCCGCAGUACCAUCGAGAACAGCUUCGUGGGUUGGGAGCUAGAGGAAGUCCUCCUGCUGGACAUGUCCCUGGAUGAUGGAGACUCUAAGAUCCAGAACCAGCUCAAGAAACUGCAGAGCCCCAUCAUCCUUCUUUAUUGCACUAAGGAAGAAGCCACCUACAUCUUCGAGGUGGCUAACUCAGUUGGGCUCACUGGCUACGGCUACACGUGGAUUGUGCCUAGUCUGGUGGCAGGAGACACAGACACUGUGCCCUCGGAAUUCCCCACUGGGCUCAUCUCUGUGUCCUAUGAUGAAUGGGACUAUGGCCUCCCUGCCCGGGUGAGGGAUGGAAUUGCCAUCAUCACCACCGCUGCUUCCGACAUGCUGUCUGCACACAGCUUCAUCCCCGAGCCCAAGAGCAGUUGUUACAACACCCACGAGAAGAGAAUCUACCAGUCCAACAUGCUGAAUAGAUAUCUGAUCAAUGUCACUUUUGAGGGGAGAAAUCUGUCCUUCAGUGAAGAUGGCUACCAGAUGCACCCGAAACUGGUGAUCAUCCUUCUGAACAAGGAGAGGAAGUGGGAGAGGGUGGGGAAGUGGAAAGACAAGUCCCUGCAGAUGAAGUACUACGUGUGGCCCCGAAUGUGUCCGGAGACCGAAGAGCAGGAGGACGACCAUCUGAGCAUUGUCACCCUGGAGGAAGCCCCAUUUGUCAUUGUGGAGAGUGUGGACCCUCUGAGCGGCACCUGCAUGAGGAACACAGUCCCCUGCCAAAAACGCAUCGUCACUGAGAAUAAAACAGAUGAGGAACCAGGUUACAUCAAAAAAUGCUGCAAAGGGUUCUGUAUUGAUAUCCUGAAGAAAAUUUCUAAAUCCGUGAAGUUCACCUAUGACCUUUACCUGGUGACCAAUGGCAAGCACGGCAAGAAAAUCAAUGGCACCUGGAAUGGUAUGAUCGGAGAGGUGGUCAUGAAGAGGGCCUACAUGGCGGUGGGAUCGCUCACCAUCAACGAGGAGCGCUCCGAGGUGGUUGACUUUUCGGUGCCCUUCAUAGAGACGGGCAUCAGCGUCAUGGUGUCACGCAGCAAUGGGACUGUCUCGCCUUCCGCCUUCCUGGAGCCUUUCAGUGCUGACGUGUGGGUGAUGAUGUUUGUGAUGCUGCUCAUCGUGUCGGCCGUAGCUGUCUUUGUCUUCGAGUACUUCAGCCCUGUGGGUUAUAACAGGUGCCUCGCUGAUGGCAGAGAGCCUGGUGGCCCAUCCUUCACCAUCGGCAAAGCUAUUUGGUUACUUUGGGGCCUGGUGUUCAACAAUUCCGUCCCCGUGCAGAACCCAAAGGGGACCACCUCCAAGAUCAUGGUGUCGGUGUGGGCCUUCUUCGCUGUCAUCUUCCUGGCCAGCUACACUGCCAACUUAGCUGCCUUCAUGAUCCAAGAGGAGUAUGUAGACCAGGUGUCUGGGCUGAGUGACAAAAAGUUCCAGAGACCUAAUGACUUCUCACCCCCUUUCCGCUUUGGGACUGUGCCCAAUGGCAGCACAGAGAGGAAUAUUCGCAAUAACUACGCAGAGAUGCAUGCCUACAUGGGCAAGUUCAACCAGAGGGGUGUGGACGAUGCUUUGCUCUCCCUGAAAACAGGGAAACUGGAUGCCUUCAUCUACGAUGCCGCAGUGCUGAACUACAUGGCAGGCAGAGAUGAAGGCUGCAAGCUGGUGACCAUUGGCAGUGGGAAGGUCUUUGCUUCCACUGGUUAUGGCAUUGCCAUCCAGAAGGAUUCUGGGUGGAAACGGCAGGUGGACCUGGCUAUCCUGCAGCUCUUCGGAGAUGGGGAGAUGGAGGAGCUGGAAGCGCUCUGGCUCACGGGCAUCUGCCACAAUGAGAAGAACGAGGUCAUGAGCAGCCAGCUGGACAUAGACAACAUGGCUGGGGUCUUCUACAUGCUGGGGGCGGCCAUGGCACUCAGCCUCAUCACCUUCAUCUGCGAGCACCUUUUCUAUUGGCAGUUCCGGCAUUGCUUUAUGGGGGUCUGUUCCGGCAAGCCUGGCAUGGUCUUCUCCAUCAGCAGAGGUAUCUACAGCUGCAUCCAUGGGGUGGCGAUUGAGGAGCGCCAGUCCGUGAUGAACUCCCCUACAGCCACCAUGAACAACACCCACUCCAACAUCCUGCGCCUGCUCCGCACCGCCAAGAACAUGGCCAACCUGUCCGGGGUGAAUGGCUCCCCGCAGAGCGCCCUGGACUUCAUCCGCCGCGAGUCCUCCGUCUACGACAUCUCCGAGCACCGCCGCAGCUUCACGCACUCGGACUGCAAAUCCUACAACCCGCCGUGCGAGGAGAACCUGUUCAGCGACUACAUCAGCGAGGUGGAGAGGACUUUUGGCAACCUGCAGCUGAAGGACAGCAACGUGUACCAAGACCACUACCACCACCACCACCGGCCCCACAGCAUCGGCAGCGCCAGCUCCAUCGACGGGCUCUACGACUGUGACAACCCGCCCUUCACCACCCAGCCCAGGUCCAUCGGCAAGAAGCCCCUGGACAUUGGCCUCCCCUCCUCCAAGCACAGCCAGCUCAGCGACCUCUACGGCAAGUUCUCCUUCAAGAGCGACCGCUACAGUGGCCACGACGACCUGAUCCGCUCCGACGUGUCCGACAUCUCCACCCACACCGUCACCUACGGCAACAUCGAGGGCAACGCGGCCAAGAGAAGGAAGCAGCAGUACAAGGACAGCCUCAAGAAGCGGCCGGCCUCGGCCAAGUCCCGGCGCGAGUUCGACGAGAUCGAGCUGGCCUACCGCCGCCGGCCGCCGCGCUCCCCGGACCACAAGCGCUACUUCAGGGACAAGGAGGGGCUGCGGGACUUCUACCUGGACCAGUUCCGCCCCAAGGAGAACUCCCCGCACUGGGAGCACGUGGACCUGACCGACAUCUACAAGGAGCGCAGCGAUGACUUCAAGCGCGACUCGGUCAGCGGAGGGGGGCCCUGCGCCAACAGGUCCCACCUCAAGCAUGGGGCAGGCGACAAGCACAGCGUGGUCAGUGGGGUGCCGGCCCCCUGGGAGAAGAACCUGACCAACGUGGACUGGGAGGACCGCUCGGGGGGCAACUUUUGCCGCAGCUGCCCCUCGAAGCUGCACACCUACUCCCCCGCGGUGGCCGGGCAGAACUCGGGCCGGCAGGCGUGCAUCCGCUGCGAGGCGUGCAAGAAGGCGGGCAACCUGUAUGACAUCAGCGAGGACAACUCGCUGCAGGAGCUGGACCAGCCGGCCGCCCCGGUGGCCGUGACGUCCAACGCCUCCACCACCAAGUACCCCCAGAGCCCGACUAACUCCAAGGCCCAGAAGAAGAACCGGAACAAGCUGCGCCGGCAGCACUCCUAUGACACCUUCGUGGACCUGCAGAAGGAAGAAGCCGCCUUGGCCCCGCGCAGCGUGAGCCUGAAGGACAAGGGCCGGUUCCUGGACGGGAGUCCCUAUGCCCACAUGUUCGAGAUGCCAGCCGGCGAGAGCACCUUUGCCAACAACAAGUCCUCAGUGCCCACUGCCGGACACCACCACCAUAACAACCCCGGCGGCGGUGGCUACAUGCUCAGCAAGUCGCUCUACCCCGACCGGGUCACGCAAAACCCUUUCAUCCCCACUUUUGGGGACGACCAGUGCUUGCUCCACGGCAGCAAAUCCUACUUCUUCAGGCAGCCCACGGUGGCGGGGGCGCCGAAAGCCAGGCCGGACUUCCGUGCCCUUGUCACCAACAAGCCGGUGGUCUCGGCCCUUCACGGGGCGGUGCCAGGCCGUUUCCAGAAAGACAUCUGUAUAGGGAACCAGUCCAACCCCUGUGUGCCUAACAACAAAAACCCCAGGGCUUUCAAUGGCUCCAGCAAUGGGCAUGUUUAUGAGAAACUUUCUAGUAUUGAGUCUGAUGUCUGAGUGAGGAAGAGAGGCGAAGGUGGGUACGGGAGGGUCUGGCUGCGGGCGUGUGGUGCGCAUGUCACGGAGGGUGACAAGGCUGAACUUGGUUCCCAUUUGCUCCUUUCUUUUUUAAUUUAUUUCUGGGAUCCUGGAGUUCUGAUUCCUUCUGAGGGCAAACCCUAGUGACCUGCACCGGCUUUCCUCCCUUCCCCUUCUCUCCUCCUGCCCACCCCGUCUGUCACUCGUUCCUGUUCCCAGGAGAGGACGCAGGGGCUUGUCGCCUGGGAGGGCCCAGUGGCGAAAGGGCGGCACUGCAUGCAGGCUCCCUCCUAGCAGGAAGGACUCUCUCGGCCACUGCAGAGUGACACAAGGAGAAGCAGGAGGCGGCCAUGGGAGCACAGGACAGCUCUUCCCCAGCUGACCUUUAGGUUUAGGAGAGGACGCAGAAGCAUCUAAAAAAGACCGUUCAGCAUCCCGCUGAUGAAUGAGAAGGGCUCGUGCUCAAUUCUUGCUGCUUCGAUGACAUGUUUAGAGGUCGAAUGCCAAGUCCUGGGUGGGGGGGCCAUGUGUGUUUCUAUAGAAGCCAAAAAUGUGUCUGAUUCCAUCCCCAAGACUGACGUGUGCUAAACUGGAAUGAAAGGUCACCGGUGGGUGAUGGCAAGUGCAUCAGAGCAGUGUUGUGUGUGCAACACGGGCAAGAGGAUAGACUGCCUAAGUGUCCAUCCACAUUUGCACACAUGUGGGGGUCACAGGCCUUCUGGUGUGGAGAAGGCACCCUUGAUCUCUGCUGCUGCUUCCAACACUCCUAAGCCACGUGCUUGUUUUGGCUCCUAUACAAACAGAUGGUCGUAUGGGACCUGGGUUUUGGCUGCUUCUCCCUUGAUCCUUCCUGAUUGAGGAGAAUGGAGGUUCUUGAGAGAGAUACAUCUGUGGUCUAGACCACGAGAUGGUGGACAGUCCUGCAAGAACAGGGUACAGAAACCAUUCUCCGCGGUUGCCAAUAUUUUCAACUGGUUUUGGCCAAGAGCUUCCCAGGAAGGGGAAAGGGUCUAGAAGCAGCCGUGAAUCUGUUGCCCACUCUGAGGAGCAAAGGAUUCUAGAAAGCUCUUUGGUGCUUUGGCCAGGAGCUAAGGCUUUUAAGAACAGGGGCAUCAUCUAGAGGUAGGGUAAGUGAGAGAGGGGGAUGUUUUUCAAUGCUUUGAUCCCUUCUUACUUAGCCUGGAGCUGGGAAAGCAGGUUUGUUCCCCCAGAACUGAAUACAGCUGCUAAGGAACAGUGGAGAGGACCGAGCUUGCUCUGUGAGUACAGCUCAGGAGGGGUGGAUGAAGAAAUUUGGAGUGGGGAGAGGAGGGGCUCCCCUGCUGUCCCACAGGGAUCUGGCUCUCUGGGAAUGUGACGUUGAGCCCUUUCCGUAGAAGCCAGUCCAUUUUCCCACAGCUCCCCCUCCCUCCCAGAUCCGACCACGCAAGAAACUAUACAUGCCCAUGAAAUCCCAGGGACGAGGGCACUGGCAGGCAGGGUGCCCCUUCGCUAAAAGUUGGAGACUUGAGAAGGGAAUGUGUCUUUGUCACUGCCGGUCCUGAAACUUGGGGUAGCUGUGUUCUGGGGGUCAGGUCCAUCGUCCUGCUGCUCUCCCCUUGCACAGGGUGGCGACCCAAGAGCCUGGGGGCAGUGUGCAAACUGGACUGCGGGCUCCCCACGCUGCACACGGGAGACAAAACCAGAAAGGUGCUCGUCCUCCUCCAGAAGGAAGCUGCCAUGUCACGCUCGCCAGGGCUGGUCUCUGCCUUCUGCUCGCCCCACCUCACCACCCUUCCUUGGUCCCUGCCCUCCUCCUCAAUUUUUUUUUUUUUUAACCUCAGUAUCUUUCAUUUUAAAGCCAACUGAAGGCCUUGUAAAGCUCCGUUUUCUUUCUAACAUGAACAUGGGGGCAAGGGGCUGAACCUCUCACAGAUCUGGAGAGAGAUGCACGGAGUGCUUUACCUUAGAUGCCAGGAAGGACUUGGAGAGACAGGACAGAGGGCGUGAGGUGGUGUUUCCAGGAGGAAGGAGGAGAAGGGCCACAGAAACUUCGCUGCGCCCUGGCCCUGUCUCAGGUCAGGGGCUCCUUCCCGCAACUCUUCCUCUUACCUCACCCCUUUAAAAUAAAAAACCAAACCAACUAACCUAGCGAACAGCAAUCUAGAACAAACGGGGGCUCUGGCGGUCUCCACUGGUGAUGGAAAUCAAGACGGUGUUUAUUUCAUAUGUAAAUAUUUUGUUUUCUAAUUUUGUAUAGAUAAAGUGUUCUCUUGUGAGUAU
Messenger RNA from Talpa occidentalis (Iberian mole), 7450 nucleotides. It is a transcript of the gene GRIN2B, whose product is annotated as glutamate ionotropic receptor NMDA type subunit 2B. The record is from RefSeq and is a predicted model, not a curated record. Gene Ontology annotation, cellular component: postsynaptic membrane; NMDA selective glutamate receptor complex; plasma membrane. NCBI's taxonomy places the organism in Eukaryota, Metazoa, Chordata, Mammalia, Eulipotyphla, Talpidae. Gene Ontology annotation, molecular function: NMDA glutamate receptor activity; transmitter-gated monoatomic ion channel activity involved in regulation of postsynaptic membrane potential. The transcript is spliced from 14 exons. Gene Ontology annotation, biological process: monoatomic ion transport; synaptic transmission, glutamatergic; excitatory postsynaptic potential. Bases 713 to 5167 code for a protein of 1484 amino acids.